Python bivittatus (Burmese python) is the source of this 4249-nucleotide messenger RNA. The record is from RefSeq and is a predicted model, not a curated record. Lineage: Eukaryota; Metazoa; Chordata; Lepidosauria; Squamata; Pythonidae.
UCAACCCUACAAUGCUAUGUUUUUAGAAAAUGUACAUUCUCAGUGAUGCUUCUGACAAACUGUUUUUGAUUUGUAGUUUUCACCAUGGGGGACAUGAAAACUCCAGACUUUGAUGACCUGCUGGCUGCUUUCGACAUUCCUGACCCAACCAGCCUUGAUGCCAAGGAAGCCAUUCAGACAGCCGGUGAGGAGAAUGACAGCCAUCUCAAGCAGACAGGGAUUGGCAUAGAGGAAAAUACAUCUUUGUCCCAUGCUGCCCCAGCUUCUGAUGUUCCAGUUGUGAGCGUCAUUGUGAAGAACACCUGUCGUCAGGAGUCGUUCGAGGCAGAAAAGGACGGUAACCACCUUGGACCGGGCCUGUUGCACAAUGGAUUCCGUGGCUCAGAUCUGCCCCUGGAGACCCACAGCUAUGGGAAAUUUGAUUCAUCUUUCAUCAAUGGAGAUGGCUUGAGGAACUAUCCAGAGAAGUUGGAACAGGCAAAGUCGGAGCCUUUACCAACUUUUAGUCAGUUCAGUCCAAUCUCCAGCCCGGAGCCAGAGGAUGUGCUCAAAGAAAACAGUAUUGUAGACAAACCUAAACAUGCCCAAACUCCUUAUUUCCCACCCCAUCCCAUGUAUAUUCCAUCGGGGUCGUCUGUGUUAGAUUUGCUCAGUAGGACUCUGCCAGAGCCAGAGUUUAGUAGGUUUAUGUCAACUGGUCCAUCGCUGCUAGAUCUCUUAAGUAAGAAACUGCCAGAACCAGAGCUGAGUAUGUUUGAUCAAUAUUGUAAAAGAGAUCCAAAGAUAGAAAUGCAUGGGCUUCAAGAGAACAGGGCAGAGGUCACCAGCAAGAGGGAGCGUGACAAGAGCCCAGAGAAAUGUGACGGGUCUGGCAAAGAUCUUAUGGACACACACAGUACCUUUGGUGAAGGGUUGCCCCUUGGCAACUUCCAUGGCAAUAACGUGGGGGAAACUAAAGGUUCUGUGCCUGAGAUGAACUUUUCUUCAUCAGUCCCACCCCGCCAGCGUCUCAAGCCCACUCACUCCAAACUUUCCUCUUGUGUCGCUGCCCUUGUAGCCCUCCAGGCCAAGAAGGUUGCAGGCAUCUCCAAGGAGGAUCAGGCAAAUGUGACGAGAGAGCCCCCUGGCUCCUUUAAGGAUGGCAUUAAGGGAAGCCCCAAAAUGCCAAAGUCACCAAAGAGCCCCAGAAGCCCCCUUGAAAUGGUGAGAAAGGCCAGCAAGCAGCCUGAAUCUCCCCGGAGUGUGUGCAGCGACAGCAGCGGCAAAGGCUCUCCUUCAGUGGCAACUGGCUCCCCUCCAGCAAUUCCCAAAGUGCGGAUCAAGACCAUUAAAACCUCUUCUGGUGAAAUUAAAAGAAUGGUCACGAGGAUCUUGCCUGAGGCAGACGACUUGGGCAAAUCUCCUCAAGAAUCACCUGCAGAUGGCUCAGUGGCCGAAGAGUUUGUCAAACCGUUCCCUUCUCCAGAAGCGGCCUCUUCCCUGGAAGCUGAGCCAUGCAAGGAUUUUGCAAAAGCUGCCGCCCCAGAAGCAAACUUGUUAAGCCCCCAAGUGAACACUUUGAUUGCAGACAUUCCCAUAAACAGCACCCCCAGUGCGUCGCUCUUGGCCAACAGCAGCAGCGGGACAAUGAAAGUAGGCGUUGCAGGACAGCAGCUGAGCAAAAAGCAGCAGCCAGGCAUCGUGGCCCAGCUCUGCAACCCAGCCAGCCUCCUCCCGAAAGCCGUGCACCUGGCCAACCUCAACCUGGUCCCCCACAGCGUUGCAGCUUCGGUGGCUGCCAGGUCAUCUGUGCAACGGCGCAGUCAGCCCCAGCUGACACAGGUGACCGUGCCACUCGUGCAGCAGGUCAAGAAGGCCGCCCCACUUGUUGAGGCAUUUAACAAAGUGUUGCAUGGUGCCAAUCCAGUGCCAAUAUAUACACCCAACCUCAGCCCUCCCCUUGACAGCAGUAUUCAUGUUCCUGCCUCUGGGUAUUGUUGCCUGGAAUGUGGUGAUUCGUUUGCCUUAGAAAAAAGCCUCACUCAACAUUAUAGCCGGAGAAGUGUCCACAUUGAAGUCAUGUGUACUCAGUGUUCAGCAAUGCUGCUUUUCUUUAACAAGUGUAGCUUGCUCAAACACGCGAGGGAUCACAAGAGCAAAGGCUUCAUCAUGCAGUGUUCACAGCUCUUCAUGAAACCCAUUUCUGUAGACCAAAUGUUUUCGCCGUCUCCCACAAGCUCUUCAACGUCUUCAAGUCCACCGACCACACGGUUGUCCUCUCUGUCACAUAAGUCCUGUGCUGGAUCAGGAAGUGGGACGGGGAGCAUGACAAAUGCCCAGCCGGCGCUGCCUCUGUAUACAGACCCAUUGAGACUUAUUCGUUAUGGAUUAAAGUGUUUUGAAUGUAAUAAACAGGCAUUGGACUAUAUUGCCCUAGCAGCACAUUAUCAGAGAACCUCAGAAGAUAAUGAGGGCCUGACAUGUCAAGUGUGUCAGAUGCUGUUGCCGAACAAAUGCAGUUACUGCGCUCAUCAAAGAAUCCAUGCUCAUAAAUCCCCCUAUUGCUGCCCCGAGUGCGGGGCCAUUUGCCGGUCGGCCUAUUUCCAAACCCACGUCAAAGAGAAUUGCCUGCAUUACUCCCGUAAAGUCGGUUACAGGUGCAGCCAUUGUGGGGUGGUUUUCAUGUCACAAGCUAUGCUGAAAGUCCACAUUCACGAGAAGCACUGUGAAGUCUUCCACAAGUGUUCAUUCUGCCCCAUGGCCUUCAAGUCUGCAGACAGCACCACUGCUCACAUCACCAGCCAGCAUCCUGCAGAGCCUCACAAGACAUCUCAGGUGAUCUACAAAUGCUCUUGUGAGACCGUCUUUAACAAGAAGAGGCUUCUGCAGGAGCACUUCCAGCAAAAUGCCAACAGGCUGAUGGUGGGCGUGUUCAAGUGCCCCCACUGUCAACUGGUGUAUAUGCAGAAGCUGCAGUUAAUGCAACACGUCAAGAGCACCCACGGAGUCCCUGAAAAUCCCGAGGACUUCACCAGUGCUCGGCAGAAGGUCGAGGCGACCACAAGCGGUCCCGUCCUCCCAACGUCCAAGGAGCUGUCCAUCAUCAACGGUACUUCUCAGUCGACCUCUUUGCCCACGAAAGGCACGAGCCCAGAAUCCAAGCCAAAGUCCAGAACUUGCAGUUGGACUUGCCGGGAGUGUUCGCAGUGGAUCCCCGACCGUGAAACUUAUGUGUCCCACAUGAGAAAAAGCCAUGGAAAGAACAUGAAGAGAUUUCCUUGCCGGCAGUGUGAGCGGUCGUUCAGUGCCUCCAACAGUCUGCACAGACACGUUCGCAAUAAUCACGACACAGCAAAGAAAGUGUACCCUUGUUGGUACUGCACAGAUGAAAUUCAGACCUUUCCUCAGCCAUCGAUGCUGGAGAGUCACAUGAGCCUCAUGCACGGCAUCAAAAAUCCAGAUCUUUCCCAGAUAUCCAAAGACUUGACAAAAACAAAAACUCCAAAGAGAGUAACCGCAGAUGGUCUGAGUCAGGUGGAAGCUACCGCAUCAGGAUCAGAUGACCCGCCAGCAAAGAAAUUGAAGGCAGCCCGCUGGAAAUGUGCCAAGUGUGGUUUUGCUACAGCCACAGAGACUGACUUUCUGGAACACAUACCUCGACACAAGUCAGACAGUUCCACAUACCAGUGCCUGCUCUGCGGUUUGUGUUAUACGUCCCACCUCUCUCUGAACAGGCACCUCUUUAUUGUUCAUAAAGUAAAAGAUCCGGAAGAAGAAGAGGAGGAGGAGGAAGAGGAGGAGGAGGAAGAGGAGGAGGAGGAGCAAGAACAAGAGGGUGGAAACGAGGUUCCAGAAAUAGAGGCCAGAGAGAACGGACUGGGGGAGGCGAAUGGCGAGACAAGCCACAGCAGUGCAGAAGGGGACUCUUCCAAGAGCAGAGACUCGGAGCGCGACCCUGUGCCCUGCAGCAAAGAGAAGCCUAGUUCCCAGAACAAACCCACAAAGUCUCCCCCUAUUUAAGAGUGCGCUCAGCUUCCCCAGAAUCAUUGGUUGGAGGAGGGAGGGAGGGAGGGAGGCUCUUCAUGAUGCUGUUGAAUGGAUGGAACAGGCGCCGCGUUCCGUUCGUCUUGAUCAGUAAGGGAAAUUGGGGAAAAAGCACCCAACUGUCACCGUCUCCCUAGCACAGAAUGUGUAAUGGAAGGGGAGGGAAGAGAGAGAGAUUAUAGCAGUGUUUCUCAACCUCCGGAACUUUAAGAUGUGUGGACUUCAA